Messenger RNA from Drosophila erecta, 1517 nucleotides. Its product is annotated as DDB1- and CUL4-associated factor 13. The coding region runs from base 120 to 1460 and encodes 446 amino acids. Gene Ontology annotation, biological process: maturation of SSU-rRNA from tricistronic rRNA transcript (SSU-rRNA, 5.8S rRNA, LSU-rRNA). The record is from RefSeq and is a predicted model, not a curated record. Lineage: Eukaryota; Metazoa; Arthropoda; Insecta; Diptera; Drosophilidae. Gene Ontology annotation, molecular function: protein binding. The transcript is spliced from 3 exons. Gene Ontology annotation, cellular component: nucleolus; small-subunit processome.
UGCUGCCAGCUGACUGUCCUACCGUACGGCAACACUGCACCACGCACAUGUUGUUUACGUUCGAAAUUCACGAAUAAUUUAUUUCUACGCCGCAGAAAAGCGCAGCAAAUGCCAUCAGAAUGAAGGUGAAAAUGAUUAGUCGCAACCCGGAUAACUAUGUCCGGGAAACCAAACUGCAACAGCACAAAAUGCCCAGGAACUACGAUCCAUCGCUGCAUCCUUUGGAGGGUCCCAGGGAAUACGUGCGUGCCCUGAAUGCCACCAAGUUGGACCGAGUGUUUGCCAAGCCCUUCGUCUGCAACUUGAGCGGACAUCGCGACGGAGUCUCCUGCUUUGGGAAGCAUCCCAAGCAACUUUCCACCCUGGCCACCGGCGCCUAUGACGGCGAAGUGCGCAUUUGGGAUUUGGCAAAUCGUAUUAGCUCUCGGAACUUCGUGGCCCACGACGGUUUCGUUCGCGGCAUUGCUUACACCCAGAACGGAGCUCGCAUCUUCACCGUGGGCGACGAUAAAACCAUCAAGGUGUGGAAGGCAGAGGCUCCUGAAGUCGGCGAGGAUGAGGUGCCGGUGAACACUAUACUGAGUAAAUUCGGACUCCACGGCAUCUCGCACAAUCGCAAGGAUAACAAGUUCGCCACCUGUGGCGAGGUAUGCGCCAUUUGGGACGAAAGUCACAACGAUCCCCUGAAGACUCUAAAGUGGGGCGUCGAUACCCUACACACCAUAUCCUAUAACCCCGUGGAAACUAGCAUUCUGGCCUGCUGCGCCAGCGAUCGCAGCAUUAUCCUGUACGACCAGAGAGAGGCGCAGCCAUUACGGAAGGUCGUCCUCACCAUGAAGAGCAACAAGUUGGCCUGGAAUCCCAUGGAGGCGUUCAACUUCACAGUGGCCAACGAGGAUUGCAACCUUUAUACCUUUGACACCCGCAAGCUGCAAACGCCGCUGAAGGUUCACUUUGACCACGUUUCCGCCGUCACUGAUGUGGACUACUCGCCCACGGGCAAGGAAUUCGUCUCGGCCAGCUAUGACAAGACCAUCCGGCUUUACAAUGCCCACCACAGUCACUCGCGGGAUAUUUACCACACGAAACGCAUGCAGCACGUGGUCUGCGUGGCCUGGUCCCUGGAUAAUCGAUACGUUUUCUCCGGCUCCGACGAAAUGAACGUCCGCAUGUGGAAGGCGAAUGCAUCCGAAAAGCUGGGAGUCAUCCGUCCACGUGAGCGGGUCAACUUCAACUACCAGGAGGCGCUGAAGCAGAAGUAUGCCGCUCAUCCGCAGAUCAAGCGAAUCGCCCGCCACCGGCAGGUGCCGCGUCACGUGCUCAAUGCACAGAAGAAGAUGCGCGCGGUCAAGGAUAAGGAGCAGGUCAAGGAGGCCAAUGUGCGCAAGCACACCAAGAAGAGUAAGAGGGUGCCCUACGUCAGCGAGAAAAAGAAGCAUGUGCUGAAGGAGGAGGUGUGAGCAUGGCUAUUUACGACUGUAGUUGGAUAAGUUUGAAUAAAAUUGAUUUUGUAAGCA